Aspergillus saccharolyticus JOP 1030-1 is the source of this 4037-nucleotide messenger RNA. RefSeq names its product GTPase-activating protein. Lineage: Eukaryota; Fungi; Ascomycota; Eurotiomycetes; Eurotiales; Aspergillaceae. Bases 292 to 3687 code for a protein of 1131 amino acids. The transcript is spliced from 3 exons. The record is from RefSeq and is a predicted model, not a curated record.
UCCAAACAGCCUCACACCCCGAGUCCUUCUGUCGUUCGCAGUAGGUUCUCCAGCUCUGAUGAUGCUGCGCUAACUUUGGAACAUGAUCUAUCUUCUCUAAAUGAUUACUCUCUACCUUUCCUUGCAUUUCUCUGGCUCCAUUCUGCUCGCCGUCUGAGCUCCAGCAGCUCCCGCACCCGCCCGGACGUCAGCCAGCCUUAUACUCCGGACUCCGUCGCAAUCGGAGACGUCUCCUUUCCUUCUUCCGAUCCACUACCACUGUAGGGCCUUGUCUUGCUCUCCACUGACGGCAUGAUGCAGUGGACGUCAUUCGUUCAGAAAGCCCAGUCUUUCAUCGACCCAGCCAAUUUCACCCUACCAACACUCACUUCCUCCGAUCGCAACCCUUCCAAGGCCUCCUUGUUUCGCCAGCAAUUCCGUCUACCAGAUUCUCAGAAUCCGCUACAAGAGAUCACGGCCGAACUCAUUCUUCCCUUACCGCAUGGCGCCCCUUCCGGAGAUGGCCCUCGGAAUGUCGACCACGCCGGUAACCGAUACGCCGGGCGCCUCCACCUCAGUGAGCGGUUUCUCUGCUUCUCCACACAACCGACGAGCUUUGCCCCCUCCGCUAGUCUCGCUGCCUCGACACACUGGGCCGGUCAAACUAAUGGCACUGGCCCGUCUGGCAAUGGGUUCACGAUCCCGCUGUGCUGUAUCCGGCGCGUGGAACGGCUGAACAGUCUCAGCCAUAUCUUUUCCCUAGCCCUGACGACAUGGAACGGCGCACUAGGCAAGCAGCAGCCACCAGGCUUCAUUCCGCAGAAAUUUACCGUCCAGCUGGCUGGAAGCAGGCAGGCCUGCGAACGCUUCUGCGACGGGUUGAAGAAGGGACUGCGCGAGGGCAUGAAGGAAAUCGAGAAUUUGCGCAUCGUCGUUAAUGACUGCUACUCGGAAUACCUGCUCUCCGGCGCCAAAAGCAAGGGUCAGGACAGCGAGGCUCCGGACGCACGGCAGCCGCCCGACGCCGGGCUUGGGAUGAUCUUUCGCUAUCCGGGAGAUGCUCGCAAACUCCGCGAUCGCAGUAAGAUGCGGUUGUGGGGGGAAUACUUUCGAGAAAAUGGUCGCAACGCGACACUCAUUCGUCAACCUACAUUCCAUAAGUUGAUCCGCGUUGGUCUGCCUAACCGCCUCCGCGGAGAGGUUUGGGAGGUCACUUCGGGGUCGUUAUACCUUCGGUUAAGGUCGCCAAAAUUGUACACGGAUACGUUGUCCAAGUUCUCGGGGCAAGAGUCUCUGGCGAUCGACGAGAUCGAGAAAGACUUGAACCGCAGUCUGCCUGAGUAUGCCGGCUUUCAGAGCGAAGAAGGCAUCGGACGUCUUCGUCGAGUGCUCACGGCAUACAGCUGGAUUAAUGCCGAAAUUGGUUACUGCCAGGCGAUGAAUAUCGUGGUUGCAGCUCUUCUCAUUUACAUGUCCGAGGCACAGGCUUUCUUCCUGCUCUCUGUCUUAUGCGAUCGGCUGUUGCCAGGUUACUAUUCGACUACCAUGUACGGUACCUUGCUCGACCAGAAGGUAUUCGAGUCACUCGUGGAGAAGACUAUGCCUGUGCUAUGGGAGCACCUGACCAAGUCCGACGUACAACUCUCCGUGGUUUCUCUUCCUUGGUUUCUGUCGCUCUACAUCAACUCGAUGCCGCUAGUCUUCGCUUUCCGCGUCUUGGAUGUCUUCUUUCUGGAAGGACCAAAGGUUCUGUUUCAGGUCGGGCUGGCUAUCCUUCGAAUCAACGGCGAGGAACUUUUGGAUAUCCAGGAUGAUGGUUCUUUUAUCUCGGUUCUCAAGUCGUACUUCUCGCGCCUGGAUGAAUCGGCUCAUCCGAGAUCAGAGAACCCGAAACUCCGCGCUAUUACCCGGUUCCAGGAAUUGAUGGUGGUUGCCUUCAAGGAGUUCUCCCAGAUCACGCAUCAGACGAUUAUCGAACAACGAGAAAAGCACAAAGACGCCGUGCUGGAGAAUAUUGAAAGCUUCGCCAAACGCACUUCCAUCCGAAACUUAGGCCCCGAUAGCAAGAAGCUCAGCAUGGACGACCUUGGCGCCAUUUACGACCGCUACUACGAAGUCCUAUAUGACAGCCAGCAAAGGCAAAAGUUGCUAGAGGAGGAGAGAAGACGCCAGGAAAAGAAGAGGGUUGAAAGAACAUCCAUUCUCGGGCCUCCCGUUGAUCGUGAGGUUGGCCGUGUCGGUCUGGGUCCCAGCCCGACCCAUAUGGACUAUGAUGCUUUCCGGGAAUUCCUGGCUGUCACCGCAAAGUGGGCUGUUUCGGACUCCCCGCGCAAAUCUUCCAGUAGCGAGCAAGGCUCCAACAGCUUCCGGGGAUGGGGCAAGGCAGCGUCCUGGAAUACCAAGAAUCAACCAACCGAUCACGAGUUCAUGCAACGACUUUACCGGAAAUGGGCGACUGAUCCAGAGGAAGGCAUUAGUUUGCAGAAUGUCGUUAACGGCCUUGCUCGAUUAAAGGGUCCGCGUGACAUCAUGAACAACAUUCAGUACUUCUUUGAUCUGUAUGAUGAUGAAGGUAAUGGGACUGUUGAUCGUGAGGGUAUCCUUCGCAUGUCCGAGGCCCUGUUGUUUCUCUCCAGGCGAGGCUUUGAAGGCACCAUUACCCCUACUCAAUCCGUUGACGACCUUCGCGCGAACGACCGCGCUGGUAGCGAAGAUAAGUUGAGUACGGAUGAGCGAUUCUUGGGCAGUGUCAGCUCCUUCAUCCGACGUUGUUUCGAGUACGCCGAUCCCAGCAAGCCAGGGGCCCAGGCUGCAAAAGCACAAGAGGACGCCGACGAGGCGGCGGAUAAACUGGGAUCUUUCAGUAUCGGUGAUGACGAAGAGGAGGAUCUGCUUGAUCUGGACAGUGAUACCAAGUCAGACCAUACGGCCGUCACGGAGAAGCCCACCCAACCUGUGCCAGACGAGAGACGCGAGUCCGAACACAAUCGAUCCGUUUCCGAGAGUGCCAACCCGGCCCUGGACCCUAACAAUCCUCUGCACAUCACUCUUCCUACGUUCCGCAUGGUCAUUCUCGCCGAUGAGCUACUGGAACAAUUCUUCGACUCUUACUUCCCGCAGUCAUUCCACCUCUCAGAUCAUGGCUCGUAUGCCGCGACCGCCUCCUCCCUCUCGUCCAACCUCACGACUUUCUCCAACAUCAAUGCUCCCAAGCCCCAGACUAGCGCCAUGUUCGCGCCUUCGGUUGGAGGCGCGUCGGGUGGUAUUGUACCUCCCGGACGAGGUCUUCGCGGUGUGUUGGACAAUAUCGUUUCUGAUGGAAUCCGCAUGGCCGCCGAAGUCAAGAAGCGCAUGGACGAAGCGCAGCGCGAACUCGAACGCAACGCUCUUGGUCGUAAUGAGGAGGAGGACGAGGAAGACGAAGAGGAAUACGAUAGUCGCGCAGGCACCACUUCCGCUCCUAGCAUUGUUGGCGGCAUUUCCAGCUGGGGAGCUGGCGCGUAUGGCGCUGAUCCCGACCGCCGUAGUGUCCGAGAAGCCGAUCGUGAUCUUCUCGAGGGCGCCGAAGUCGUCAGCAUGCGCGGCAAAGACGACGCGUCACUUCUUGAUGAUAAGGACGGCCACCACGACAAUUCUCAGACUGCUUCAGCAGCAGCAGCAGCACCCGUACCUGACAAUGUGGUCAGCAAAGUUGAGUUUGAGUCCUAAGAUCUGGGUCCGUCCUCACCGAGUCAAACUCUUUUUGGCAGUCAUUCCAUUCCUGCUCUCUUACCCUCUCCCUUCCCACCUAUCUACCCUCCUUAUUCGACUCCAUCUCCUAUCGUCUAUACGGCGCUCCGCCCACUUCCACAUAUGAAACUUUAAAGACAUCUAAACAUAAGAAAGAACCUUCCUGCAGACUACCCACAGUGAUCGAUCAUCCCCGGGGGAAUUUAUUACUUUGCGUGUUUCCUUUGGCUGUCGCUUAGAUACCUUGCUUGUGUUGUAUGUUUCAAUGCAUGUCGCUGGGACGAUCAUUAAGUCUAUGUUUAUGUAUGUACCCGUGAUCUGUACGACCG